Molecule: messenger RNA, 336 nt
Organism: Entrophospora sp. SA101
Lineage: Eukaryota; Fungi; Glomeromycota; Glomeromycetes; Entrophosporales; Entrophosporaceae
Source: the annotation of a GenBank genome assembly
AUGAGGCCCGUUCUUGGAGCUGGGUUAGGUUAUUUUGGAUAUCAAAACCUCAUUAAAGGAUAUCUUACAAAAAAUCGGAUUAUGUCAAGUUUGGCUGCGAUGGGGUUAAGUGGAGUAAGUUUAGCUGUGCUGGCCGCUUUAAGUCGCAAUUUAGGCAAUAAAAUUGAAAACUUUAAUAAAACACUUGACCUAUUUAAAGAUUUGAACAUGAAAUUGGAAACAAAGAAAAAACGGCGCCACGUUAAAGAACAGGAAUUUGUUGAAAAUAAGCAAUUUUUGAUUACUGAAUAUGAAUUGCUUAUGAAUGAAUUUGGAGCAUUUGAAUCGGAGCUUUGA